Molecule: messenger RNA, 810 nt
Organism: Closterium sp. NIES-65
Lineage: Eukaryota; Viridiplantae; Streptophyta; Zygnematophyceae; Desmidiales; Closteriaceae
Source: the annotation of a GenBank genome assembly
AUGCUCCUGCUCGCCCCGACUGCCUCUCUGGCGAGUAAUGCGCCCUCGCCCAGCCUUCUCUAUGCGUUCCUCGCUGCCAAUGCCUCUCGGGCGAAGGGGAUCUCUCGUCCCUUCUCCCUCCGUGCCCGCGACGACUGUCUUGCAGAUGCCACUCCUCCUCCCAUCUCCCUCCCUGCUUGCGCUGCAGACCUGGCGAACGUGUCUCACCCCUUGCCUUUCCCGCGUAGUGCCGCCACAGAUCAGGUGAGCCAGACCCGCCAGUCUGUCGUCUAUCAUGUUGCCCAUGCCGAUCAGGCGAGCGCGACCCGCCCCCCUGCCUCCCAUCAUGGUGCUGACGCACCUCACGCGAGCGCGACCCUCCGUUCCGCCCUCCUCCGCGCAGCCAACGCGGAUCAGCAUGGUGGCAAGAGGAGUGGGGGAGUCAUGGUAGCUAGUGGAGAGGAGAAGGAUGACGAGAAAGGCGGCAAAUCUGAGGAGCGGAAGGCCGGGUUCUUCUUCUUCGUGAACGAAGGCGCAACCGACCUUGCUAUGGCUGCCAAGAACAUUUACCAACCACUCUCCCUUGCUUUACCGUUUUAUUCUGAAGCAGGAGGGGAGGGGGAGAGGGAGGGGGUGUGGAAGGGGGAGGGGGAGGGGGAGGGGGAGGGGGAGGGGGAGGGGGAGGGGGAGGGGGAGGGGGAGGGGGAGGGGGUGUGGAAGGGGAAUGGCGAGGGAAAGGGAGGGGGAGGGGUAGGGGGGAAGGGAUGGAGAGGUGGAGCAGGUGGGGGAAAGAUUCCAGCCGACCUCGCACCCAUUGCAGAUGUGCGAUAA